Guyanagaster necrorhizus is the source of this 793-nucleotide messenger RNA. RefSeq lists its product as uncharacterized. Bases 187 to 645 code for a protein of 152 amino acids. The transcript has 3 exons. Lineage: Eukaryota; Fungi; Basidiomycota; Agaricomycetes; Agaricales; Physalacriaceae. The record is from RefSeq and is a predicted model, not a curated record.
AAUAUUCCUGCCACCAGCUGCUCUCCUAUCUUGUUUCACUGCUGCUGAAGCGCCAGUGGGCCCCACGCUUCCUGGGACCUGCAUUCGUGAUGUUUAAGCUGUCGGACUUAUGCGAGGGAAAGAAAAAUAAGAAAGCGGAAGACAAAAGGGGGAUUGUCGCAGUGGUUGGGAGCGCUGUGCUGGGUGAUGAAACGAGAAAUUGGGGGUUGCCUUUUUAGGCGAUCAAUAGCACAACGGUCUCACAGGAAGCCGAUUCCCCUUCCGUCUCGUACGUCCAGACAAGAAAACAUAUUUUCCGUCCCUUUCGUAGAGGAUACAAUCGACAAAGGUAAAAUGGUACGUACGUACUCGGGGAAAUAUAACACGGCUAGGACUACCACCGAUGAACACAUGGAUACCACACUUGGAGAGCACUUUGGUCGGAGAACUACAAAAAAAAGACCAUAUUCUUUUACGAAGAGAAUACUUGAUAUUAAAUAUUCGGGGACCUGCACCAGUGCCAAAAGAAUAUCAGCAUACCAGCAUACCAUCAUCCCCCUAGCACGUGCGACGUCUGGAUGGCCAUAUGGAUACGGCACAAUGCGGUACCAUGACUAUUCGGUAGUUUUCCUCACCCAGGCAUGGUGCACUACCAGAGAAGCAUAAAAAUAGACCUUUAAUUGCAGCGAAAUCACCUUGCUCCUGCUUCCUUUUCUCAUCCCUCACGAUGCUCACUGUGAUCACUGCCCUUGCUCCUCUCGCUCUGGCCAUUCAGCUUCCCAUACAGUCUGGAUCUGUAGAUUUUUAUGAUCCA